Molecule: messenger RNA, 3579 nt
Organism: Manis javanica (Malayan pangolin)
Lineage: Eukaryota; Metazoa; Chordata; Mammalia; Pholidota; Manidae
Source: RefSeq, a predicted model, not a curated record
AUGGCUGAAAUCAAGAGAGCACAAGUGGGAGAGCCGAGUAGGACAGGGCUGGAAAGAGGGCUAGCCUUGGUCCUCAGUGAAAACUCAAAGAUGACAUCCAGUCUCAAUUCCACUGGGGCCCCAGGUUCAGGCUCUGGUACCAUCUCUGGGCCCAACCCAGACACAGACCUUGUUCCUACCUUGAAUCUACCCUUGAGUCCUAACUUGACUCUUGUUCCAGAUCUUAAUACAACUCAACCUGUCUCAGAGGAGGCCCCCAACCUGGUGUCUCAUGACAUCCCCAGACCCAAUGACAACAGGGCUCCAGCCUCUCUCCUGAUCACCACUUCCAACUCUGGUGAAGCCCUGGGCCUGAAUGUGAAUCACAGCUCAAGGCCUGAUUCACAGGGGGCUGUAUGUCCAGCCUCAAACCUUAUUUUGAGCCCUGGCUCUAUUGAGGCUCAGGGUCUGAGCUCAGGAAACCCCUCAGGGCUGAGUUCUGAGGCAGCCUUCAAUUCCCUCUCAAGUGAGAGUUUUGAUUUAGGUCAGCAUAACUCCAAUCCUUCCAGGCCUGAAUCAGACCCACUGAUAAGGCCCUUUUCAAGAGAAGCCCUGGGUCUGGGCCACUGCAUCUCCAGGCCAGGCUCAAGAGCACUCCUUAUUCCAGUGUCAAACCCUUCUCUGGAUCCUGACUCCAAUCAGCCGCUUGGUGUGGGCUCAAGAAACAUCUCCAAGCUGGAUUUCAAUGCAGCUCCAGGUCAUUGUGGGACGGUAAUCCCAGACUCCAAGAAGACCAAGACUUUGGUUUCACGUGACAUUUCUGGGUCUGUUUCAAAAGGACACUUUGGUGCAGCCUGGAACACAAGUUCCAAGGGAACCAUCAAUGCGGCUUCAGAUGGCAGUCCCAGGUCUGAUUUGAAUGUGACCAUCACUCAGGCCUCAUGCUUGACCCUGAUUCCUGGGUUCAGUGACAGUAUCAGCUUUCACUCCAGCACCUAGAAACCUGACUCUACCCUUUCUCCACCCUUGUGUAUGCCGCUGAUCCUGGGUUCCAACGAAACUCUGAGCCUAAGCUCUAGCUUCAUCUUCAGCAACACCUCCACCCUGACAAUGAGCAGCCAGCAGGAUGAUUCUGAGGACAGUAGCAUCCACACUGUGCCCCUGGAGGAGAAUCUGUGGACCUGGAUCAAGAUGGCUAGUGCCAAGAUGAGCCAGUUCCCACUGGGGCUUCCCAUCUGCAACACCAUAGACGAGAACACCAUGGAAAAGGAUACUGUGGCCAAGCAUACCAUGGCCUCCUAAAGCCCUGAGGGAGCCUUUGAUGAAGGAGCUUCAUCCUGUGAGGUGCCAGGGAAGAGAAAGGAUGGCACCAAAAUGGCUCUGGUCCAGAAUGUCAUCACCCUCCAGAAGAGCCCGGCUACAUCAGCCCUAGAAGGGGAAAAGAAGACCAUUACGGAGAAGAUGAUGAGGCAGAUCCAGGGGGAGCCGCUGGAUUCUCUUGAGCUCCGCCCACCGGCAGGCCAGGAGACCCUGACCCAGCUGAGUCACACCCAGCCUGUCCUGAGUGUGCAGGAAAGGUCAGAGCAGGUGAACACAUGUGUGAAGAGUGUGUUCUCCCUGCCUUCUGUGCAGGCCAUGCAGGAGAAGGAGGCCAAGGCUGAGGCCAUACAGGCUCUGGGGCCCGGGAUGAACUCUGGGAAGACCCAUGAGCCAGCAGCAGUGAAGAGCAAUGUCUCUGUGCUGAGCCACAUGCUUCUGACCCUGCCUUUCUUUAUGUCCUCGAGGUUCCCGGCACUGGGGCGUCUGCUGGGGAGGCUCAUCCUGCACAUCGGGGAUCCCGAUGAGGAGAUUGGUGGAGAAGCUCUGAACGGCAUCACCAUCCUUUACACCCUCCUGGAGCUCCAAAAAUGCCCAGAUUUCCCCAGCUGUAAAAAUGGGACCAAUAAGGAGCUGUACAAGAGCAACAAGCAUAACCUAGGGCCCUAUCACCCUGUCAGCCGGUGCCAGGACAUUCUGCGUGUGGUUGCGGAAUUUGGAGACUUUCUAGGGCCCCAGCAGGUAAAGGAUCUGCUUCUAGCAGCGCUGGAAGGGCUGCAAGGUGACUCAAGGCUCAGGAAGGACUUUGGGGAGAUGAGGCAGCUGGCCUCAGAGGUCACUCUCAGCUCCGUGCUGGAGUGGUACAGCCACAGAGCACUGGAGGUGAUCCCAGAAAUCAUUCAGGGCAUCUAUGUGCAGCUGACCAUCCAGGAGCCACGGGCCCGUGUGGUGGCCCUGCUGCCCAUCUCCCUCCUGGUCAGCUCCUCCUUGACCAAGGUUGUUGUGGCCCUGCUCGUGUGCCCCCUCCCGCUGGACAGCCAUGGAGCAGAGAUGGGGAGGCAGCUGAUCCUGCGCAAGCCCAGCUGUGAUAUCCAAGACCUCCUGGAUCUGCUCCUGGACAGCCUGAAGGAGAAGCCUGUUACCAAGAAGGGCAGGGCCUCCACCGUGCCCCUAGCGGCAGCGAGCGGUCUAUGUGAGCUUCUGUCCAUCAGCAGUUGCAUGGGCCAUGUGAGGCGCAUCUCCCCCCAGCUGCUGCAGGCGCUGCUCAUUCAGGUCCAUUACCACAUCGGCCUCAACCUGCCUGGCCACGUGGCUGCCUGCAAGGAUGUCAAGGACACCCAGCCCUCUAUCUCUGGCCCUGUGUGCUGGGUGGUCAAAGUGGUGAAAACCCUGCUGCUGCUGAUGGACUGUUCAUAUGAGGCCGCCUUUGUGGAGGACAAGGGCAGCUGGAACCACCACCCUGGAGUGUCCCUGGUGGCAAGGGCCAUGGUGCACUACAACUGCCCAGAGCUGUGCCGCAUCCUCUACCUGAUCAUCCCACUCCUGGACUGAGGCGACGAGAAGCACAAGAUUACUGCCACGGCCUUCUUUGUAGAGUCACGAGAGGAUGUGCGCUCCUUCUGCAUUGACCUAUAUAGCAAGGUAGUCCAGAAGCUGCGGUUGGCCCGCACCCCGGCCAUGGAGGAGCAGCUGAUCAGAACCUUGGUGCCCCUGCUGCUGAUCCUCCAGUAUUCUCUUCCUGUCGGUCCCCAGAAAUGUGUGAAGACCCUGUUCCACUGUUCUUGCUUCAUGGCUUGGGAAUUGCCCGAAAGAGCUUAUAGCCAGAAGCCCUGGGACAACCAGAAGCAGGCAGUGGCCAAAAUUUGCAAGUACCUUGUGAACACUUACCAAGACAGUGCCUUCACAUUACUCAGCCAGAGUCUGCAGUACGCCAAGAACACCUGGGCCUCCCUUUGGAAGUCCUCAGUCAUGUUCAUAGGGUCCCUGGUCCCCUGCAUGGAGAACAUAGUGACGGAAGAUCAUCUGAAUGAAGUUAAAGCAGCUCUGGAAAACUUAAGACAUGACCCAGAGGCAGCAGUGUAUAUCUACGCAGCCCAGGCCCAGGAUCACAUCCUGGCCAGCUGCUGGCGGAACUCCUGGCUGCCACAUGGGGACUCAUAGGUGUGUGACCCAGCCACCACACACCGCUGGAGCCCUAGCUCUGAGAACCUGCCCACCUCCCACCAUCGACGCUCCUGGAUCAUGCAAGCACUGGGCUCCUGGAAGAUGUCCUUGAAGCAGUGA